Messenger RNA from Arctia plantaginis, 1563 nucleotides. NCBI's taxonomy places the organism in Eukaryota, Metazoa, Arthropoda, Insecta, Lepidoptera, Erebidae. The record is from the annotation of a GenBank genome assembly.
AUGGCGGUCCAGUGUGAAUUUAAAGAUUUACGUGACGAUCUUGUCUGUAGCAGGUUGAUAUGUGGCAUAAGGGAUAUAGCCCUAUCCGAAAGAUUAUUACGUGAACCAGACAUGAGGUUAGAAAAAGCAAUCGAAAUAUGCAGAUUGGCGGAAAUGUCGCGUAUGCAAGCAAGGAACAUCAAGGAAAACCAAGAAUAUAAUAGCCAGGUACACGCGAUUAAUGAAGAAAAGAUAAGCGAGCACGACAUUAAUGGGAUACAGCGACGCGAGCAGUCCACGCAGGGUUCACGCACAUCACAGCAGACAAAGACCGGCCGUUCUCGUUAUGACCAUCCGCCGAGACAAGACACGGUGAACCACUCAACUCAGACGCCUAAACAAACAGUACAGCGAUAUCAGCAUGCAAACAGAUGUGGGUACUGCGGUCGAGUGCACAGAAGGUACGAGUGUCCGGCGCGGGGUCAAAGGUGCAUGAAGUUCAACCACUUUGCGAGGAUGUGCAGAGUUCAUUCCGUACUGGAGGACUCCACCGAUCAGGCAUGCUUGAACUAUAGAAAACAAAAUAUAAAAGAACCCUUAAUUCCGCAUGAAAUACCUGAUAGACCGUGGUGCAAAGUCGGUAUAGAUAUCUUUCAUUUAGGUUCCAAAUCGUAUUUAAUAGCGGUGGAUUAUCACAGUAAAUUCAUUGAAUUGGCACAAUUAAAUUCAAUGACCUCUGAAAAUGUUAUAAAUAAAUUAAAAACAAUAUUCGGGAGACAAGGUAUUCCAGAGACGGUUAUGUCAGAUAAUGGCCCCGAGUUCUCAUCUUUAGCAUUUUCUGAUUUUGCAAGAAACUGGAAAUUUCGUCACGUCACGUCGUCGCCUAGAUACCCACAGUCCAAUGGUCAGGUCGAGCGGUCCAUUCAAACUAUAAAACAAAUCAUUAGAAAAACUGCGUAUGAUCAAUCGGAUUUUAACUUGGCGUUAUUAGAGUAUUUAAAUACACCAAUUAGCAAAGAACUACCAUCACCCGCAGAGUUACUAUAUAAUAGAAAGCUACGUAGCAUCGUGCCGUGCAACCCUAUAUUAUUAAAGCCAACAUUACAUAAUAACACGGCACAAAAGAUUAAAAGUCGUCAACAAAUUCAAAAAUAUUAUUAUGAUAGAGGAUCAAAGAACUUAACACCUUUAUGUGUAGGACAGAAAGUAAAAGUUAGAAUAAACAAUACUUGGCAAUCGGGCAUUGUAAAAAACAGGUUUGGAAUGCGAUCAUAUGUUGUGUUAUUGAAUAACGGAACUAGUUUGAGACGCAAUAGAAGACAUUUGAUUGCUGAUUCGAACCGCACUUGCUUAUCACCACAGAAUGAAUACAGUUUGUUAUAUGACGAUAUAAACUUAGACACAUCUCAAUCCACGUCUGUUGGCUCCGGUGAACUAGUCUUACAAUCAGCUGAUGAUAACUGUUCUAAUGCAUAUCGUACUCGUUUCGGCAGGAUAGUGCGGCCUCCUGAUCGGUGGGGCUACUCAAAAAACCGAAAUUCCAUAGGUAAAAAGGAAAAUAAAAUGUAUAUCAAACUUAUUUAA